This is a messenger RNA of Puma concolor (puma), 1079 nucleotides long. RefSeq names its product deoxyribose-phosphate aldolase (gene DERA). The record is from RefSeq and is a predicted model, not a curated record. Gene Ontology annotation, molecular function: deoxyribose-phosphate aldolase activity. NCBI's taxonomy places the organism in Eukaryota, Metazoa, Chordata, Mammalia, Carnivora, Felidae. Gene Ontology annotation, cellular component: cytoplasm. Gene Ontology annotation, biological process: deoxyribonucleotide catabolic process; carbohydrate catabolic process.
AAGGGCUGGGAGGAGGUGAGCUGGGCGUUGAGGAGCCUGCGACUGCUGCUGUGGCCCGCGCCAUGUCCGCUCGCAACUUGGGCACCGAGCUGGACCUUAGCUGGAUCUCCAAAAUACAAGUGAAUCAACCAGCAGUUCUGAGGCGUGCAGAGCAAAUCCAGGCUCGCAGAAUGGUGAAAAAGGAGUGGCAAGCUGCUUGGCUCCUGAAAGCUGUUACCUUUAUAGAUCUUACUACACUCUCAGGUGAUGACACAUCUUCCAACGUUCAAAGGCUUUGUUAUAAAGCCAAGUAUCCAAUCCGGGAAGAUCUCUUGAAAGCUUUAAAUGUGCAUGAUAAAGGCCUUACUACAGCUGCUGUUUGUGUUUAUCCCGCACGAGUGUGUGAUGCUGUGAAAGCACUGAAGGCAGCCGGCUCCACCAUCCCAGUGGCUUCGGUGGCCACUGGCUUUCCAGCUGGACAGACUCAUUUAAAAACACGAUUGGAAGAGAUCAGAUUGGCUGUGGAAGAUGGAGCUACGGAAAUUGAUGUGGUAAUUAACAGGACCUUGGUGCUGACAGGCCAGUGGGAAGCCCUGUAUGAUGAGAUUCGUCAGUUUCGCAAGGCCUGUGGGGAGGCUCAUCUCAAAACCAUCUUAGCAACGGGAGAACUUGGAUCUCUUACUAAUGUCUAUAAAGCCAGUAUGAUAGCAAUGAUGGCAGGAUCAGAUUUUAUUAAGACCUCUACUGGAAAAGAAGCAGUAAAUGCCACUUUCCCGGUAGCUAUAGUAAUGCUACGGGCCAUUAGAGAUUUCUUCUGGAAAACUGGAAACAAGAUCGGCUUUAAACCAGCAGGAGGCAUCCGCAGUGCAAAGGAUUCCCUAGCCUGGCUCUCUCUCAUAAAAGAAGAGCUAGGAGACGAAUGGCUGACGCCAGAACUCUUUCGAAUAGGUGCCAGUACUCUGCUUUCUGACAUCGAGAGGCAGAUUUACCAUCAUGUGACUGGAAGAUAUGCAGCCUAUCACGAUCUUCCUAUGUCCUAAAUCAGACCGAUUCCAGAAAAGUUCUUUACAACGAUGUUUAAAAUGUGUUUUUCUACAUAA